CUGAUGUCUGAAGCUGUUACUUCCUCUGCCAUUUCUCAGAUCAUAUGAAGGGCUCUGCUCUCCCAGCCAGGUUCUAGAGUUCAGAAGAGCUUCCAGAGGGCAGGCUGCUCCAGAGGAGAAGAUAGGUUGGACAAAGAGAGAAUCUUUGAAAACGUGAUCUUGAGAAACAUGCUGUCUAAGUCUGAAAAGAUCUUCAGGAAGCUAAGGAUCAUCCAGGCUUCCCUGUCAGUUUUGGUUCUUGCUCUGGCUGCCGCCCUUAAAGUUGUGGUUAUUCUAUGCACUGGGAGAAGAAGUUGGGAGAAGACUCUUCUGGGAACUUUCCUUAGUCCUUGCAAAGAUCUUCAAGAGAAAAAUGACCAAGUUGAGAGGGCCAAAGUCUUAAAUGAAGCUCUGAAACAGCAAAACCGAAUCCUUGUUCAGAGGGUCUCAGAGGCUGAGAUUGUCCAUGGAGGAAAUCUCUACUACUUUUCUUGUGACAAAAUAUCCUGGGAUGAUGCCAAUCAGUACUGUGUGUCAAGGGGCUCCAACCUGACUUCAAUUACCUCAGUGGAAGAGCAGGAAUUUAUUUAUGAAAAAGGUGCCGAUGUCACAUUCUGGAUUGGACUAAAUAAUAAGGAGGGAUCCAAGUGGACCUGGAUAGAUGGGAAGCCAUUCGAUGAGGUUCAAAGCAAGAGGUUUUGGGCACCAGGGAAGCCAAAUAAUAGGGAACACAAUUGUGUCACUUUCUGGACAAUUAGUACCAAAUCAUGGAGGGAUGAGAACUGCCUGGGGCAUUUCAAGUUCAUUUGUAAGAGAAACUGUGAAUCAUCGAGGCUGUGCAAUGGAAUACAGAAUGAGGGUUCUACUGACUUCUAUAGUUGAAGCCACGUGGGUAGAGCAGUCAGCAAAUCAACAAGAUCUUAUUAAGUACUUGCAACAUGCCAGGCACUCUGCAAACCUCCCUCUUCCUGUCACCCACACCAGCUUCUAGGCUCCAUUCUUUCCAACUGAAAGUUUUCCCAAAGGAAUUUAGGACAAUUGGUAGAGGCCUGAUUAGCUGAACCAAGUGAUGCCCCUAUCCCAUCAAGAAGCCAUAGACCCUCUCCAAAUCAUCAUAUACAUCCUGGGCCUACAGACGGUAGCUAAUCAUGGCAUGGGGGUAUUUCCCAUUCACUGGAACAACAGGCCAAGCCCAUGCUGUUCCUCCAUCAUCUUGACUUCAAGCAUUUUCAAUGACUGGCUGUUCCCAUGCCUCUUUCCUGCCCCUCUCCCUUCCACCUCCUCUCCACUUCCUGGCUUCUCCCGUUCCCUUCAAGUCUCAGCUACUUUACAAGGAGUCUUCCCCAGUUUUCUUUAAUCUUCAUGCCUUCCCUCUGAAAUUAUUUCGAGUAUAUCUCGUAUAUGUAUAUGUACAUGUUUAUCUAUAUCUAUCACCUGUUUGUACAUAGCUACUUGCAUGUAGACAACAUAAGACUGAACUCCUUGAGAGUAUAUAUACUUAAACACAUACAUAUAUGUAUGCACACAUGCACACACAUAUGGUCCUGGGACAAGUUACUAAGGACACAUGAACAUCCUUCUCUUGUUCUUUUAUAUUUAAUGUCCUGUGAACUGUUGCAGAGAUGCAAAAA
This is a messenger RNA of Dromiciops gliroides (monito del monte), 1610 nucleotides long. Its product is annotated as C-type lectin domain family 4 member K-like. The coding region runs from base 169 to 861 and encodes 230 amino acids. Gene Ontology annotation, molecular function: carbohydrate binding. Gene Ontology annotation, cellular component: external side of plasma membrane. The record is from RefSeq and is a predicted model, not a curated record. Lineage: Eukaryota; Metazoa; Chordata; Mammalia; Microbiotheria; Microbiotheriidae. The transcript has 7 exons. Gene Ontology annotation, biological process: biological process involved in interspecies interaction between organisms.